Epithele typhae is the source of this 4329-nucleotide messenger RNA. RefSeq names its product SNF2 family N-terminal domain-containing protein. The transcript has 16 exons. NCBI's taxonomy places the organism in Eukaryota, Fungi, Basidiomycota, Agaricomycetes, Polyporales, Epitheliaceae. Gene Ontology annotation, biological process: nucleosome organization; regulation of transcription by RNA polymerase II. Gene Ontology annotation, cellular component: chromatin; nucleus. Bases 1 to 4329 code for a protein of 1442 amino acids. The record is from RefSeq and is a predicted model, not a curated record. Gene Ontology annotation, molecular function: DNA binding; chromatin binding; histone binding.
AUGCAUAGCGUCCACGACGACGACGACGACCCCAUGGCCUCCGCCCUCUCCCCGGGCCCGCUCAGCGGCUCCGACGACUCAGACAACACGAUGAACGUCGACUCCGAGGUCGAUGUUGCCCGGCAAGAUCUGGACGCCGACGGCGAGUCCGACGACGAUGAUGUGCAGCCUCCUCCUCCCGCGAGCGGGUCCUCCUCCUACCAUAACAAGCGCGUGGUCAAGGAUGAAGACGAGUCGGGCUACGAUGAUGAAGCCGAGGAUCCCGCAGACGACGAGGAGGAUGCUUCCUAUGCAGAUGAGGAGUAUGGCGCACCGAAGAAGAAGGCCGUAAAGAAGAAGAAGGCUCCCUCGAAGCCCAAAGUCGCUCCUCGACCAGCCGUGGUGGAUUCCGACUCCGACUCAGAUUAUGGCUCACGAUCAAAGAAGAAGAAGAAGACUAGGAACCCGGGGGACGAGUUACGCGUCUCAAGUCGAGGGGUCAAAAUCCCCAACUACGUGGACGAUGUGCAAGACUUCGAGCAAUUUGAGGACGACGCGGAUGCAACAUCCUACAAGGAGGUCGCGACACCGCUGAAGGAGGAGGAUGAGAUAGAGAAUGUGCUCGGACACUGUCGAGAUGAAGGACAAGUGGAUGACUCGCAAGACGACUGGUACACGAACAUCCGCUUCCACAUCAAAUGGAAGAACUUUUCCCAUCUCCACAACACGGACGAAGUGUACGAGUUUUUGAAGAGAUUCAAGGGGUUGAAGCGCGUCGACAACUAUAUCAAGGCGUACAAGGUGGAGCAGGACAUCCUUGCCAAUAGGAAGCUGUCGCCAGAAGAACGAGAAACAAUCUUCCUUCGGCGCGAGCGCGACAAGGAGGAGCUCGAGCUACACAAGACUGUUGAGCGAGUCAUCGCCCAGCGAGAGGGCGACGGCGGGAUUGUCGAGUACUUCUGCAAAUGGAACGGUCUCAACUAUGAGCACUGUACAUGGGAGGCGCAGGAGGAGAUUCGGCCAAUUGCCAAAGAGCAGAUCGACGCGUUCCUCAACCGAGAAGCGGAGGGUAGAUUCCCCUUCAAGAGCACUCCUCAUCAGAGGAAUGCGCGUCCGCCGUUUCAGAAGAUCACAGAGGAUCCGCCAUACAUCGCAAAGACUGGAGGCCAGCUCAAGGACUUCCAGUUGACCGGUCUCAACUGGCUCGCAUAUCUAUGGAGCAAGGGCGAGAAUGGCAUUCUAGCAGACGAGAUGGGGCUCGGAAAGACGGUCCAAUCAGUGUCGUUCCUUUCGUAUCUCUUCCACGAGAAACGACAGUUUGGCCCAUUCCUUGUGAUUGUGCCGCUUUCGACAAUCACCGCGUGGCAAUCGCAAUUCCAGACAUGGGCCCCGGAUAUGCAUGUCAUCACCUACAUCGGCAGCGCAACCGCACGGGCCGUAGCCCGUCAGUAUGAAUUCGGGCCGUCCUCGAAGAAACUCCAGAUGAACGUGCUUUUAACAACAUACGAGAUUACGCUGCGAGAUGUGAAGGAACUUGGCGAGAUCAAGUGGCAGAUGCUGAUGGUCGACGAGGCCCAUCGCCUGAAGAACUCGGAAAGUCAGCUUUACGAGGCGUUGCGAGGCUUUGCUGCUGCGUCGAAGGUACUCAUCACUGGAACUCCGCUUCAGAACAACGUCAAAGAGCUUCUUUCAUUGAUGCACUUCCUCAUGCCGGAGAAGUUCCAACUGACCAACGAGUUUGACCUUGCCGACGCGGAUCAUGAGGUCAAGAUCAAGGAACUGCACAAGCAGUUGGAAAGCCUCAUGUUGCGGCGUUUGAAGCGCGAUGUAUUGACAUCGUUGCCCACGAAGAGCGAGCGCAUUCUUCGUGUGGAAAUGUCCGCCAUGCAAACUCACUUCUACAAGAACAUCCUCACGAAGAACUUCCAAGCGUUGAUCAAGAGCGCAAGCGGAAACAACAACAUCAGCUUGCUGAACAUCGCGAUGGAGUUGAAGAAGGCUGCCAAUCACCCUUAUCUCUUCGAUGGUGCCGAGCCUCAAUCGAACAACGACGAAGAGAUCCUCAAGGGUCUUGUGAUGAGCAGUGGGAAGAUGGUCCUCCUCGACAAGCUACUCGCGCGACUACGGGCAGACGGCCACCGCGUCCUUAUUUUCAGUCAAAUGGUUCGAAUACUCGACAUCAUGAGCGACUACAUGACCUUGCGUGGGUACCAGCAUCAGCGACUUGAUGGGACUAUCACCUCCGAGCAGCGCAAAAAGUCUAUCGCUCACUUCAACGCUCCCAACUCUCCUGAUUUCGCCUUCCUCCUCUCCACCCGUGCCGGUGGUCUCGGUAUCAACCUCGAAACGGCGGACACCGUCAUCAUCUUCGACAGCGACUGGAAUCCUCAAAACGACCUACAGGCGAUGGCCCGUGCACACCGUAUCGGGCAGAAGUCCCACGUCAGCGUGUACCGCUUCGUCAGCAAGGACACGAUGGAAGAGGAUGUUCUCGAGCGCGCGAAGAAGAAAAUGGUCCUCGAGUACGCUAUCAUCAAUCAGAUGGACACAUCACAAGCGCAUCUCAGUUCGAAGGGUGGCUCCAAAGACCCUACGAAGACCGAGACUCUCAGCAAGGAUGAGCUUACCGCAGUCCUGAAGUACGGCGCACAGAAGAUCUUCGAUAAAGACGACUCGCAACAAAGCAAGAAGCUCGACGAGAUGGACCUCGACGACAUCCUCAACCGCGCCGAGCAGCACGAAACCGUCGCCGCCUCGAACGAGGGCGCGUCGCUUGGCGGUGAGGGCUUCUUGGAGCAGUUCGCCAACAUAUCCGAUGUCAAGAACGAUAUGAACUGGGAGGACAUCAUCCCGCUCGAGGAGCGCCAGCGCUUCGAUCGUGAGGAGGACGAGCGCAAGGCAGAGGAGAUUGCGGCGUCAGAGACCAAGGACCGCAAACGGUCACACGCUCAAGUGUCAUAUGAGGGCAUGGACGUCGAGCAGUCGUCGUCAGCACCAGCGAAGAAGCCGAGGCAUCCUCCGCCGCAACGCAAGACCCCGAGCCAGAAGGCCAUGGAGCUCAAGGAGCGGGACGUCCGCGUACUUGUUCGCAGUCUGCAGAAGUGGGGCGAUAUCAGGCAGCGAUACGACAUCAUCGUUACCGAGGCGAAGCUCACCGAGAAGAACCGCGGCAUGAUCCAGGAGGUGUCGGACGACAUCAUCGAGCUCUGCGCACGGGCGGUCGAGGAGAACAACGUUGAGAAGCGUGCACGCAUGGAGGCUGGCGAAACCCUUACGAACGCGCAGAAGAGCAAGGCCGUGCUCGUCACGUUCCGGGGUGUCAACAACAUCAACGCCGAGACCGUCCUUUCACGACAUCGCGACCUGCAAAUCCUCUUCAAGUAUCUUGAGGCUCUCAGCGAUGAGGAUCAGUACUCUUGGACAAUCCCGAUCGAGAAUAUCAGGCCAACACUCAACUGGUCGGGCCGGUGGGGACCACAAGAGGACGCGAUGCUGCUCGUCGGCGCAUACAAGUACGGCUUCGGGAAUUGGGAAGCGAUGGCCAAAGACCCCCGUCUCGGGCUCGAGGGCAAGUUCUUCCUCGAGGAUGCCAAGAAAGGCGAAGAUGCGGCGAGCAAGCCCAUUCCCAACGCCAUCCACCUGGUGCGCCGUGGGGAUUACCUCCUCGGUAUCCUUCGCGAACACGAUGAGAAGAUUCGCGCGAUCGAGUCGAAUCUCACGCGUCGCGGACUCGCCAAGGCCAGCCUCUCCCCGCCACCACUCUCCUCCAUCGCAGCAGCAUCAAGCUCGUACGCGUCUGCCAUCCGACGGCGCGCCGAGAGCGAGGCGGUCGCGUCCGUGGACGAGGGAGCGAGCAAGAAGCGCAAACGGAGACCAACACCGACGUUCACCGACUCCUCGUCGUCCGACGAGUGCCCAUCGAUGGACGAAGCGGCAACGAAGGAGGAGCUGCGGCCGGUCAAGAAGCAUCUGAAGUGCUUGAAGCUCUCGGGAGGGGAGAUGCCGCGCGAGGAGAAGGUCGCCGUCCUGAAGGACUCCCUCGCGGCGAUCGGGAGGCGCAUAGAGUCCGUGCUGCAGCAGAAGGCGGCAGCAGGAGAAGAUGCAGUCAGAUGGAAGCGACAUCUGUGGACAUUCGUCACGCUGUUCUGGCCCAAGAAGGUCAAGGCAGCUAAGCUGGAGGAGAUCCACGCGAAGAUGGUCACCAAGGACGGAGUACGAGCCCCCUCAGCAGAAGGCACGUCCGCUGUCUCUAAGAAGCCCCGUCUAAGUAGUGCCGCCGCGAACGGUCGAGCAGGCGCGCCGUCCAACGCGUCCACAAGUUCGACCUUCACCAACGGAAAGCACCGAUAA